ACCUAUCUGCAAUGGCUGUGAGUUCAGAAAUUAGUUUGUGGUUUACAACAACGUCGACAGUGUUGGCACUGUCAGUGGUUUUAGGUGUAUUGCUCCCCCUGAUUAUAUUGUGGCAGAAUAGACAACGAAAACAUCACAGCCGGUCUCGUUCUGAUGUUCAUGCAAAUGUGAAGUUAUGCAAUGACUUUUCGAGAGUUGAAGAAAUAAAGAAACGUUCUGUUAGAAUCAUCUAUGCUACACAGACAGGAACUGCCAAGAGUUUGGCUGAGCAUCUGUGUGAAGUCUUUCAAGGACAUAAUUGGUCAGUGGAAAUUUUUAGAAUUAGUGAUUAUGAUCCAGAAGAUUGCUUACCAGCAGAGGUACACGGUGAUCACUUAUGUUUGUUUAUCGUGGCUACCUACACUGAUGGCCAAUCAACUGAUGAUGCUUCCUGGUUUUGUAAAUGGCUAGGAGAAGCGGUUGCAGAUUUUCGUAUGCAUAAGUCUUUGCUGGAUGGAAUGCAUUAUGCUGUGUUUGGUUUGGGUAACUCGUUGUAUGAAAGCAAUUACAACAAAGUUGCUAAGAACUUAGAUGAAUGGUUCAGUGUGCUUUCUGCCAAGAGAGUUGUGGCAUUGGGUCUUGGUGAUAACAAUGUGGCAUCCAGUGUUCACGGAGGUGUUGAGCAAGACUUUGCAGCUUGGAAGGACAAACUGCUGUCAGCAUUGUUAGUAUCUGGAAGUGAGCAAUGGAGAAAUGUUACUACUAUUAGUUUGAAUGAGCACAAGAAACAAAGCAAGGAUGUACACGAGGCUAUUGGCGAUGUGGUAGAUGAAUGCAAUGACGAAGAUGCUGAAGGUGAUCAGAAUGACUCCAUAGAAGCACUGGUGGACUUGGAAGAUAUGGGAAAUGUAAUGGAUGAGAUGAAGAGAAACAAGGCAACUGAUGAAGAAGGACAAGAGAGUAGUGGUGAGAACUCAGUUAGUGUUCGGGAAAUGAUCACACCGGCUCUACGGCAAAGUCUUGGCAAACAAGGAUAUAGGCUCAUUGGAUCUCACUCGGGAGUAAAAAUGUGCAGAUGGACUAAGUCUAUGUUGCGAGGACGUGGGGGUUGUUACAAGCAUACUUUUUAUGGGAUCGAAAGUCACAGAUGUAUGGAAACUACACCUAGUCUUGCAUGUGCCAACAAAUGUGUUUUUUGUUGGCGGCAUCAUACUAAUCCUGUGGGCACGGAGUGGCGUUGGAAGAUGGACAGUCCAGAAGCAAUACUUCAUGGAGCAUUAAAUAACCACUACCAAAUGAUCAAGCAGUUUAGAGGAGUUCCUGGAGUGAAGAAGGAUCGAUUUGAUGAAGGAAUGAUAGUAAAACACUGUGCUCUGUCAUUGGUUGGUGAACCUAUUAUGUAUCCAAGAAUAAAUGAGCUUGUGUCAUUGCUUCAUAGCAAGCAUAUAUCUACAUUCUUGGUUACCAAUGCUCAGUUUCCAGAUUCCAUAAAGAAUUUAUGCCCUGUCACUCAACUGUAUGUUAGUGUUGAUGCUAGUACAAAGGAUAGUCUCAAACGGAUUGACAGACCACUUUUCAGAGAUUUCUGGGACAGAUUUCUUGAUAGUUUGUCUGCUUUGAAGGAGAAGGGUCAAAGGACAGUGUAUCGUUUGACUUUGGUUAAAGCAUGGAACACUGAAGAGUUGGAAGCUUAUGCUGAACUUAUCUUUCGUGGUAUGCCAGAUUUUAUAGAAGUGAAGGGUGUCACUUAUUGUGGAGACUCUAAAGCAUCUUCCCUCACUAUGAAGAAUGUUCCAUGGCAUCAAGAGGUAGUAUCUUUUGUCCAGAAGCUUGCCGAUUUGUUACCUGACUACGAGAUCGCUUGUGAACAUGAGCACUCUAACUGUGUUUUGAUAGCUCACAAAAGGCUCUUUAUUGAAGGACAAUGGCACACAUGGAUAGAUUAUUCCAAGUUUCACAAAUUGCUAAGUGAGUAUGAGAUGUCUGGAGGGAAGAAACCGUUUAGCACAACUGACUACAUGGCCAAGACACCUCAAUGGGCACUGUUUGGUGAUCCUCAUCAUGGAUUUGAUCCAUUAGAAACAAGAUGGCAAAGGAAACAAAAGGAAAAGGAUACUUCAGUGCAGUGACAGUUGCACUGGUAACUGGAAACUGGACUUGCUGUUUGUUCUAAAUCACCUCAUCAUAAUUACCAUGGUGACAAUUGAUUGAAGCUACAGUCCUCAUAAUAGUGUAUGAUCUUACAACCAAAUCUAACAAGAAGAGACUUACUGCAGCACGUUUCUCUUGGCAGUUUAUGCUUCUUAGCAUAUCUAUUACUUGCAUACAAUGAUCAUAUACACUUGGUUAGGGAGCAUUAACAAGCACACAAGAAUUUGUUAAGUUUGCAUUAGCUAAUGAUGAUAUGGAAAUGUGGCUUUGAUAUCAGGUUGUUUUUUCUAAGAAACAAUUGCUGUCUUGCACACAAAGCCAAGGAGGAGGCCAUAAAUACAGAUAGUGCUCUAAAUGGAUGGUAUGAACUAAAA
This is a messenger RNA of Corticium candelabrum, 2504 nucleotides long. Its product is annotated as S-adenosyl-L-methionine-dependent tRNA 4-demethylwyosine synthase TYW1-like. Bases 12 to 2108 code for a protein of 698 amino acids. The transcript is spliced from 20 exons. Gene Ontology annotation, biological process: wybutosine biosynthetic process. Gene Ontology annotation, molecular function: 4 iron, 4 sulfur cluster binding; catalytic activity; FMN binding. Lineage: Eukaryota; Metazoa; Porifera; Homoscleromorpha; Homosclerophorida; Plakinidae. The record is from RefSeq and is a predicted model, not a curated record.